Molecule: messenger RNA, 2640 nt
Organism: Lymnaea stagnalis (great pond snail)
Lineage: Eukaryota; Metazoa; Mollusca; Gastropoda; Lymnaeidae
Source: the annotation of a GenBank genome assembly
CGUCAGUUCUGCGGGCACUUGCCGCGCCGGUCAAAAAGGACGAGGACGUCACCUGCGCUGACACCACAAAACUGGUCAACCAGGUUAGCUUUACGUCACAGUCUCCCAUUGAUUGAUGACGUACAUGUGCAUGUUAUGUUCUCAAUGAGUACCUAAAUAGAUAAAAUGACAUAUUGAAUUGAUGGAUGGAGUUGUCUUUCUUUAUUACUGAAAAGUGGGGGCGGAUUUCUCAAAUAAUUUGUUUAUUUUCGUUUCGUUAAAAAAAAAAAAAAAAAAAAAAGAAAAAAUGAAAAAUAUAAAAAAAAAAAAAACAAAAAAAAAAAACAACUUAAAAAAAAAAAAAAAAAACGGUGUUCUUUGCAAGUUAGAGCUCUUUGACGCCCCGAAUGUCUCGAGCAAUCAAACCACUGCUCAGACAUCACUCAUGAAAGUUGAAAGAUUAUUUUCUCAAAAAACUCUUCAUAGGUUAAAUUUGACAUUAAACACAUUAAUACCGUAAAGAUGAUGUGUACAUUUUUAAAACUAGUUUUUGUUUGUAAUUAAAAUUAAAUUGUUUUUUUUAAAAAAAAAAACAACAACAAAAAAAAUUUGGUACAAUAUUCUGAAACAUGCAUUUGUAAUAUAAGAAAUUAAUAAUUGACAAAUUAUGACACAAAGCAAUUUUGUUGUCAAAAUUCUACAGGAGUCUUCAUCCCCUACAUCUGAAACCUAUAAUCCUAAUGACAGCAUUAUCGAUAUGACCAACAGCCCUGUCGCUGCCAAGCUGGCCAAUGCAGAUCCAAGUCGAGACAGCGGGUCAGCGCCUCGAAAUUCCCCUUAUUUAAACAUCAUUGAGCCGCCAUCAAAAUACGAGAGCAUGAGGAGGACGUCCCUGCCGCUGCUUCAAGUUGGGCAUGUUCCUUUUUCUAACGUGAAAGCAAAGAACGAUGUGAAAAUCUUCGGCUCCCAGUUCGCAUUGAACAAACCCCAGACCCCUGAGAUAAUACGGCUAUCGCCAUCGGUGAAUCCCAGGCUGUUGUCAUCCGUACCCGGUUUGAGUAAAGGGUCAGCACCCCAGACGCCGGAGAUCGUACAGCUGUCACCAUCCGCGAACGCCCGGCUGUUGUCGUCCGAGCCCAACUCCAGAAAGGGGUCGCCGACCCUGGGCUCGAAAAUGGGGUCGCCGAAGUUUCUGGCGCAACUCAACGCUCUGCUGCCGAUGCAGAAGAUGGCGUCGUCCACCCCGGCGCUCAAAGACGAUGCUGUUGAGUACAGCAACAGUCCAACGUUUACACCGUCGUUGAACUCCUUGGCCAGGUAGGACAUGACCUAAUUUACAUCCUAUAAAUAUUUUUUUCUUCUCUUUUCAUGGGUCCCUUACGUAUUUGAAUAUGUCUACCAUUCCCUGUUAAUCUCAUACUCAAAUUCUUUGAUUUAACGCGUCACUUCCGUAGUUGAAUAUGACCAUUUCCUGUUACUCUCAUAAUCAAAUUCUUUGAUUUAACGUGUCACUUCCGUAGUUGAAUAUGACCAGUUCCUGUUACUCUCAUACUCAAAUUACCCAAAUUCUUUGAUUUAAUGCGUCACUACCGUAAUCUAUAAUUUCCUGUUACUCUCAUACUCAAAUUACCCAAAUUCUUUGAUUUAAAUGCGUCACUACCGUAGUGUAAUGUCUAUCAUUCCCUGCACUUUACACAUCUAUAAAACAAGCUGAGAGUCUUUGUCUCUGUCUUAAACUGUCAAAGAUUUUUUUGGCCCAUGCGUUCACUUGCCUUUAUUUACCUCUUUCAGGUCUUCAUCUACCCUUUUUAUACAAUUUUUUUUUAAAUCUUAGUUUUAUUUUAGUUGUACUACAAUACAAAACUGUUAUUUAAAAUCUAAGCAAAAUUACAUGCAAAAAAUUAAAACAACCUCAGAUAGCAUUGAGAAAAAAAAAUGCAAAUUAUGGUUCAAACGUCCUUGUGAAUUAUUUUCGUGUUAAAUGGAACGUUGAAAUGAGGUUAAGUUUAAUUUGAUAAAAGUCUGUGUUUUUUUUUUACAUGUAUUGCCAAACAUCUAAGAAAGAUAUCUUUUUACUUCCCCACUCACUAAAUAAACCAAUUAUUCCUCUUUUUAUUUUAUUUCAUUUUGUUUGUUUUGUUCAGUUCUAAUUCCACUGCUAACAUCGCGGGUGAACAGGAGUCUCCCUACAGCAACGAUGGCGUUGAGCGGGGAGCAUACUCUCGUCUCAAUCCUUUUGGAUAUCAGACUAAGAUACUACACAAUGUUUAUGAUGGAUGAAACAUUAUUGCUAAUGUCACAGGGAUCCCCAUUUCCGAUGGCUUUGGGGGGCCAACACACUGCCGGGGCCAUACAUUUUUUUUUUUAUUGUUUUCAGUUUCAGAUAUUAAAAUUCAAUUUGUCAUUGAAUCCCUAGUAAGACGUCAUCCGCGAAUGACGUCACGCUGUUUGGGGCAAGUUUCUAUCGCUCCCACUCCCAGCCCUCACCCCACCACUCCCUUCCAAACCAAAUAUUUAAGGGAAAAAAAAAUAAUGAAAAUAUUUUAUCGCUCUAAAUACCCCUGGAAUGACGUCUCUCAUCAAAUUUCUGACAGUGUGAUAUUUACCUUUAGUCGUUCUAACUUACAAUUUUCCCGAGAUAAUAUUUUUUAAAAAUUGUUG